Messenger RNA from Ostreobium quekettii, 303 nucleotides. NCBI's taxonomy places the organism in Eukaryota, Viridiplantae, Chlorophyta, Ulvophyceae, Bryopsidales, Ostreobiaceae. The record is from the annotation of a GenBank genome assembly.
AUGCUGGUUCUUGGGGCCCUUGUCCGACGCAGGUGCGGGCGGCGGAUCUUGGGUGGCCGGGGCGCCGGCGGCGGGUUUUGGGUCCGGGAGAUUUCUGGAGGAUCGGGGCGGGGGAGCAGAGGGGAGGUGGGCGUGGAGAAACUGCUGGUGGCCAACCGGGGGGAGAUCGCCUGCAGAGUGAUCGCCACGGCCAAGCGCCUAGGUAACGGUCGGAAGCGGACGGGGCGCGCCGCGGGCGACAAAAAGGGCGGGCACGAGUGCCGGGGGCCGCUCGCGAGCCAAGUUUCUGGACGCGGGUUUUGA